AUGGCGACUACAGUGAGGCAAGUCAAGAGGCACAGCAAAUCUGUGAAGAACUCCAACCAGUUUGUGACAACAGCCGAGGUGGAGGGCUAUGGACCAUACAAGCCAGUGCCCCCACCCAAGCCACUGACUGCUGGCCCCGCUGCAUCUCCCCCGCCAUAUAGGAUGCCCCCGUAUCCCCUGUAUAGCGAGCCGUCCAUCCCUGGGUCUGCUGGUGGUGAUCCUACUCACUCCAACCUACACACACACUCCAGCAAGUUUCCGAUUGAGCGAGAGGUUAUUCUCAGCAGCACAGACAAGAACUCCAAGAUCCCUAUACUGAACGAGUACCGCAAGAGGCCCAAGGGAGCAAUUGCACCUGACGCUCCUCAUAUACAACUUGCCUGGACGGAGGACCGCAGGGACAUGGACCAGAUUCACUCUCACCCUCAAGAUAAUGUCGGAGCUCAUCAACUUUACAAGGCCCAACCCAUGACGUUACUUGACUCUAGUCGUGUUUCAGAACCUUCUCCUAUAAAUGGCUUCCACAGUGGCCAAGGUAGUUCUACAGGGGCAGUGCCUCGCACCCCUGCAGCACACUCCACGCCCGAGGGGGAGGGUAACUCUAAGCCCUUCCCCUCCCGAACAUACCAUACCAUCAAGGACAUCAUCAGCAGCAAAUUCAAUAAACGCAAUGAUAAAGUUGAGGAACUCAGCCCUCAGAGUCAGUUAAGACAACACGGGGUGUAUCUGGGCACCCCUAGUAACUCUGGUCCCACUCAACCUCCUCCUAGCAGUGCUGAGAUCAUGCGACGAAACCAGGAGAUACAAAGACAAAUCAAAGAAAUGAAGGAGGCACAGGAUGAUGGUGGCUUUCAGGAGGUGAUGGGACGUAACUACAACACGGCAGGCAGCAGUGGAGGCCCUCGCCACUCCAUGAUCGAGAUGGAGACUCCUCGCAGACCACCCCAGUCUCAUACUGAGCCCAGUCCUCAUCAUCAGAGGUCGGCUGCCAGUGGGAGUGGCAGUGUGAUGAGGCCAGGAGACGUGUAUGGACGACAUUACCCUGACACCGGAGGAUAUGGUGUUCCUGGCACCCGACGCAGCGUCUCUGAAGCAGAGAGCGCGAGGAAGGUAGAGGCCGCAAGGAGAGAAGAAAGGUACUACUUCCAGCAACAAAACCAACCAAGGCACACAGAUCCUAGAGCUAGCAAAGAAAUGGAGAGCAUGGGGGUUUACGUGUCUCGGAACCCAGGAGACCGUACAUCCAAAACACCAGAGUCAAGGACUCCAGACUUCAGCCGGAAAACUGAACGGGAUUCUAGGACACCGGAUUUCCACAGGAAGAGCGAACUACUUUCAAGGACGCCUGAUCUGGAGAGACGGAUAGAAAGUGAAAACCGAGUGUUGCGUUCUCAGUCUGUGGAAAGGUUGGACAGUCGUGAUGUGAACGGAGAUUGUCGGAUAGAGAUGGACAGGGAGAAGGAGAGAGACAGGGAGAAAGAGGAGGAAGAUGAUGAAGAGGGGGGAUUUAAGGGAGGGGCAGGGGGACAAUCAGACUCUGGGAGGGGAAGUACAGUGUACAGCAGCGGAAAAGCAAAGACGGAGAGAAACAUUGAUACCAGCCCGGAGCCAAACACAGUCACAGGCCCCGGAGACGCAGGUUGGGUAGACAUGGUGGAGUCUGAACUCCGUCACAUCCUGGACCCCAAGCUGCAUCUCAACAUUGCCAACUCUACAAUGAGUGAGAGCAUCUCCUCUAUGACUCCUCCUCUACCUCCGCUCUCACCUGGGGGCUCGUCGUCGCCAUCACCCUCCCCGGACUACAAACAUAAGAGCCUGCCGUACAACAGCAAGCCAGAGUUCAGUGUGAAGCCUAGAGGUGGCCAGAACAGUCGGGCUGUGUGGAGUGCCAGGGUAGGAGCUAAAGACAAGUCUUCACAUCACCGUCUGCCUCCCAAAACAUCAUCCAAGCUGCCGUCAGCCCUGCUGUGUAGCAGCCUUGAGCUGGACUCUAUGUUGGAUGAAGAGAACAACUCUAGUGAUGAAGACACAACCAUAGACACUACAGACACAAGGGCCAUCAGGAAACAACUGGAGGGACUGGAGAACAUGUACUCUGAGGUUUUGAAGCUACUAGGAGUCAAAAAGCAGGCUGGAGGGAGGGGCUACCAACCCUCUGACCCUCGGGUACACAAGCGACGACUGUACGGCAGUCUCAGCUCUCUACCAUCGUCUGUCAGCUCUCGGCCAAUCAGGGACAAGCGCCGCCACGACCAAGAGCGCAAGAAGGUCAAGGAUAUCAAGGGUAUCAACAAGAGGUUCCAAAGGCUGGAGUCUCAUGUGGUGACGUUGGCUCGUAGUGUGGCUCAUCUCUCAUCCGAGAUGAGAACACAACAUCUCAUGAUACAGGAGAUGGAGGUGAUUCGAGGUGAGUUGGCUGCACUGAGGACACAGAGCAACAUGGCCACCGCACGGUCGCACUCAAUGCCUCGUGCUCUCAACCGCAUCAGCGUAGAACAGUCUAACAGCAACCCCGAGCGAGUCAAGAAACUCACAAAGUUUUUUGGUGAUGAACCUCCGCUUCUGCGACUCUUCCUCAAGAAGUUAGGGUAUGAGAAGUACGCCGCGGUGUUUGAAAACGAAAGAAUCGGACUAGUGGAGCUGCCGUACCUGACUGAAGAAAGACUUCACAAGCUGGGUAUUCCGCUGGGACCAAGGCUGAGAAUCAUGCAAGAAGCACAACUGGGCUUCCCUGUUCCUGACAAUACUUUGUGUAUCGUGUAGUACCUGAGAGUAAAACAGUAUUUUUGUUGACACUAUUCGGCAAGGACAAACAGUAUAUAACAUAAUUCCAAGGUGUACCAACCAACCAAUCACAAGAACAUUUUUAUACAUUAUUCUAAAUAUGAUUGCAGCGUGCGAGUAGAGUUAUAUGACCCAUGUAGCUUUAUUGCUGACGGAUCAGCUGAUUUUUGGCCAGCUGAUUUUUGUUAGACUUUGUAAUCAUGCUAGCUCAACUACGGCUGUAAUGUGUACAUCAGUCCUGUCAAAAUUGAAUCAGCUCUCCUCUCGUAAUAUGGAGUUCUAAGCACAAGUCCAAGUGUUUGUAGCCAAAUAUUAAGUGUGAGUGUAAGCAUUAUAUUUUUUUGGAGUAGUUUUCUCUAUAUGCCAAAUUCCAUAAAUUAAGUCUUACUUUCUGUUAUUCAAUGAAAACAUUAUCAUUUGUUCUUUUAGAUAAGUUUUCUUUCUUCUAAAAUUCGAUUGAUUAAAUUAAUGAUUGAAAAAAAUCAAGUUAAAAAAUAAAAAAUCAUAAUAGGCUAUUUAUGUUAAUAUUAUCUAAAUUUAUUUGUACAUUUCUAUUGUUUAUUAAUACCAUGGGACCAAAGAUUUCAUGUAUUACACAGUUUUGCAUUAAGUGUAGUUCUAAAUGUAAAUAGUUCAGUGUAAAUAGAUAAUUCAGUGGCAUUCAAUAAGAAGUGUUUAUAAACUAAUAUAUGUCAAGUCUUCUAAGCUGUAAAUAUUCUACUAUGGUCGGUCAUGUAAAUAGAGAUAUAUUAGAAAUAGUUUGUUAAAUAGUUGUACGUAUAUUGAAAACUGAUUAUUUAAGUGCCAAUAAAAUCAAUGUGCUGGCCAAAUAACUUUUUUUGUAUGAAACUCACAAGAAAUAUAUUUUGUGCA
Messenger RNA from Macrosteles quadrilineatus (aster leafhopper), 3657 nucleotides. RefSeq lists its product as uncharacterized. The transcript has 17 exons. NCBI's taxonomy places the organism in Eukaryota, Metazoa, Arthropoda, Insecta, Hemiptera, Cicadellidae. The record is from RefSeq and is a predicted model, not a curated record. Gene Ontology annotation, molecular function: protein binding. Bases 1 to 2763 code for a protein of 920 amino acids.